AUGGCGUUGCCUGGCAUCGAAGGAUUCAAGAAUGUGUACCAGAUUCUGGAGGCUGUAUCAGCUGGCGACAAAGUCAGGCUCCGCCGCGCUGCACGCAAGAUCCGACUCGUGUUGAUGUGUGCCGACGACACUUGUCUGAGCGAAGAGCACCGCGCUUGUCUGACUGCCAUCCUCGGUCUUCUGGUGACAGAUUGGGAGGAAGCCGAGAAACUCCGUCUCGAAGCAGCUCAAUCGUACCUUCAUGUACGCGCAAAGGCAACUCUAUGCUGUGAGAACGCCAUUGCUCGUGUCGAAAACAACUUGCGUCACCUCCUGCUAGAAGAGCUCAACAACAAACAGAACAGAUACAUACCUCCUGGAAAGACCUUGAAGAGCAUUCAAGUCCGCAAUGAGCGCGAAGCGAAGCGGAACUUGCAAGAACUUGGCCUGGAGUUCAGAUACUCCACGUUGAAGAAGUAUCCUGAACGCGCCUUUGCUCACUCCGCCUUGAAACAUGUGCUUGAAGAUAGAGCGCUUGAACAGAAAUUCAACGGCUUCGUCGAAGUCAAAGAUGCGGAUCUGCUGGACUUCCUCUUUGACGGCUAUUUUGAAGCACUCUCGGAGCAUCACAAGACAGACGCCCUCAACGACUUCGAUCCUGACAUCGACGAAGCUCCCAUUGCCACUUUCUCCAAGACAGAGAUACCGACUACUGCUUCAGAGCCCAAGAUCCUGUCGCCCGAUGAAGCUGAGCGCAAGAAGGCCAAGAACAAGAAGCGCAACCUGCGCAAGAGAGCCGCUGAGAAGGCUAAGAAGAAGGAGAAUGUCGCUUCCGCCUCCGCACCUGAGGUUGGAGCCAAGCCCAAGCCCAAGGUGAAGCUUGAGUCAAACAUGGCUCUUGUCAAGAUCAGCUCGUCGUCGGAGGGUCCAUCAUCAGACCACGAUGCGCUCCCGAAGAUCAAGUUUGUUCCUCAGCCAAAGGACAAGGUCUGGAUGAGGCAUCCUUGUUUGAACUCGGAAGAAUGUAACGACUUCUUCACGCAGCUUCAGGAAGCAAUGCUUCGCGUGCCUACCGCCGAUCUGGAGAGACGUGUUUAUGGUUCCCAGGCUUGA
Aureobasidium melanogenum CBS 110374 is the source of this 1092-nucleotide messenger RNA. RefSeq lists its product as uncharacterized. The transcript has 3 exons. The record is from RefSeq and is a predicted model, not a curated record. Bases 1 to 1092 code for a protein of 363 amino acids. NCBI's taxonomy places the organism in Eukaryota, Fungi, Ascomycota, Dothideomycetes, Dothideales, Saccotheciaceae.